UAGGUACCUAUGUACCUAUCGCCAAAGAAAAGUUAGAAUUUUUAUUCGUAUUCGUAUUUAAAAUAAAAAAAAGCAAAGAAAUCGUGUAUGUAAAAUUUAAUUAAUAAAUGAACUUUGAAUAUUAAAAUGGCAACGAACUACGUAAAAUAUGCCCAAUUAAUAAAAGGCACCAGUAACUAUGCCCGAAGAAUGCAGAGGUUAUCCAAUCGUAUUUUCGGAGAAGUAGCAACGCAAACGAACCCUAGCUCUUUAAAGGUAGUAAAAAUGUUUGCGGCUCGACCUUUACAUACAAACGAAGAGAUCCUUCACUAUUAUCCGCGCCACAUAGAGACACACGCACUCAUGUUGAAGCUACGAGAGUAUGGUUUGUUCCGAGACGAGCAUCAAGACUUUGUGGAGGAAAUGAAACGACUUCGCGCGUUACGUGGAAAAGUUAAGGUUUGGAGGCGACAUAUGAACAAUGAAAAUAAGGAAUAAUGUCAAUUUAAUUUAUAAAUUUAGUUAAUAGCAUUAGUCUAAUAAACAAUUUUACUGAA
This is a messenger RNA of Colias croceus (clouded yellow), 536 nucleotides long. It is a transcript of the gene mRpS33, whose product is annotated as 28S ribosomal protein S33, mitochondrial. NCBI's taxonomy places the organism in Eukaryota, Metazoa, Arthropoda, Insecta, Lepidoptera, Pieridae. Gene Ontology annotation, cellular component: mitochondrion. Bases 127 to 477 code for a protein of 116 amino acids. The transcript has a single exon. The record is from RefSeq and is a predicted model, not a curated record.